AUGAGUGGAUUUGGGGCAGGAUUUAAGUGCAACAAUAUUGUGUGGGAAGUGCUCAAGGACUUGGAUGAUGCCAAUGUUUGGAAAGACUGCAUAGACAGCUACCCUCCUAAUACCCUGGUCAAUCCAUUCAAGGAGAAGUCUAGUUGGCUCAAUGAUGAAAUUCUAAACUUGAGCAUCUCCAGCGCAGCCCAGGCUAGGGGGGAAAGGCUGCCAGAGGCAGCCCGAGACAGCUCCAGCGCAGGGCCCGUAGCCCGGUUUGGUGGUGGGUCCCACGUGCCCGAGCAAGCCCAAGGGCAAGUCUUGCCCAGGCUGAAGCCCGAGUUGGCUGACGUCAGCGCUGGCGUCACGCUGACGUCAGCGCACAAUUAG
Messenger RNA from Prunus armeniaca (apricot), 369 nucleotides. The record is from the annotation of a GenBank genome assembly. NCBI's taxonomy places the organism in Eukaryota, Viridiplantae, Streptophyta, Magnoliopsida, Rosales, Rosaceae.